AUGAACAACAACUCGCUAGAUGUCCCUGUGCCCUCCGGGGACGAAAUACCUCCCCCGAAAACGGUGGAACACGUCGCACCCCCAGCCCAUAUCUGGGAAGACUGGCAGACGGAGAUCCUAGAAAAAUAUCUUCCGGAAUAUAGGUCAAAGAAGUCUGCUGGAGCCCGGGUUGCAAUUAUGGGAAAGGUGCUACAAAAAUUCAAGGCCAGGAAGGAAUCUGCAGAAGGAGAUACAGCUAACCUCCGAAAGGCCGUCCAGCAAUGGUUCGGAGUCAAGUCCAGAAUUCGAAAGCCUAAAGAAAUAAAAAUCCGGAGCAUGAACUGGAACUUCCGGACCGUCGCAUCGGUGCAGAAGAAGAUGGAAAUUAAGGAGGCACAACGGACGCUAUCUGGAAAUGGGGAUAUUAAGUUUGGUAGCUUCCAAGCCGGGCUGAAUUUGGUUUUGAGCAAUCUGACAGAGGAUGAGAUUGAAGAGUUAAAAGAGACGGCGAAAAAGUGGAAUUUACAAGGGCCUCCGGAAGAGGAGAAACAGAGGCUGGCUGUGAAAUCCGCAAUGAAGUUCUGCCGGACCUUUGCUGAAAAAGCCUGGAAGCAGCUUGGGGGGAGGGUCUACAUUUUCUGGGGUUGCCGCGAUGAAGACGGGACACUAUCCGCUUCCAAAUUCGACUUUAAUGCUGAACUCGGGAUGGGCAGGAGCUAUCGAGAUGUUAUUGACGACGGUUCUGUUUCUGACCUCUCCUGGGGAAAAUAUCUUCAGCAAUGCUAUGAUAGAAAUGCCAAGGCCGCGGAGAAUGAUAUUUUUGUCGGGGGACAUCGUAACUCACCAAUGGAUUUGGACACCCGGGAGAAUGGUGAGCCAAUACUCCCAGAGCCAGAGUCAUGGCCUUCGGAUGUCAUGGGGGAGGUUAUGAUCCGAUGGUUGAAAAAGCUAUUAAGAUCAUUUGUAGGAAUGCAUUAUUGUGAGUCAGACUACCUGCCAUCCUGUCCUACAACGGCCCAUAUCUUUUUAGCAUUGGCCACUGAUGGAAGAACCUCUCGGGUCCCGUGGGCCGAUAUUGUGAAAGAUCAGGCAACGUUCAUAGAUGAAGAAUACCUUCCGGAUUACCAGAUGCUUGAUGCGGAACCGUCGCACCUCGCCAUUCAGAAGGUGAAGACGCUGUUAAACUUUUGGAUUCAACGACAGCGUGCCGGGCAGACUGUGUUUCGCUUUCGGCUUGUCAUCCAGGGUACUGAACGUGUCCCGGCAAAGGCUCCAGACGUCCGGACGAAUACGCAAAAGCCGACCCGUAGAUCCAGAGCAAAGGAGAACUUGAAACGACAAGUCCGUAGAUCGAAUGAAGGGGAACUCAGAAGUGAUGAGGAAGUUGAUGAUCCAUUGAAACAAAAGGUCAAGGGACAAAAGGGCAAGGGUAAAGUCAACAGAAAGGGAAAAAAAGGAAAGAAGUCCGCGGAGAUGGUCGACGAUUCCGGAGAAGAAUUCGAUCUUCUGGCGAUGGAUGACUUGGUCUUUUCUGAUGAUGACCUCCCUCUUCCGAAUAGCUUAGACCGUACAGCCGGACGUGGCAUGGGAUCUGGUGGGAUGGGCAUGAAAGGCCCGCGGGUGGGUGGAACCACUACUACGAAGGGCCCGCGGGUGGCUGGAACCGCUGUGGUAGGUACAACCGAUGGAGCACACUCCACAACCACGGCCUAUACCCUACCAGCGCCCGCCAUUGGCCCAACCAUCGUCCAGACCCUCCCUGCACCCCACAGUUUAGCCACCGCUGACAAGGCUUUGUGGAACAGGUUUGCGGCUCAUCUUCCCCUCGACUGCGUCGAUUGGACCGAGGAGCAAGCUAUUGCACAAUUCCGCGUGUUUCAACGUUGGUUCAGUGCUGAGACCAAUGGUGUACUGGCUGGGGCUGCAUUAUACACCCCCCCCUCAGUGGCAAUGAACAGGGACGUCGCAGACCCGUCACCACCCGCGGGUGGGAACGAUUCUCCGAAGACAAUUGAGCCCGUCUUUGCCAAGGUCGCAGAGAAAAUGCCUGACCUCAUGCUGGUUGAAAGAACGACUGCAUGCGGUUCCACCAAUCCGGGAGAAAGGACACCUGAAGGGGCUACCCCCACGCUGGCAGACAAGGAGACUCUGGCGUUGAAUCAUUCACUCCCGAAUAAUUCAAUGAUCCAAAAUGCACGCGUUGAAGAGGUUCCAAAACGUGUAUUGGAACCAUCGGACAAUCCAGAGGGUCAGGACAUCCAGAUGAAAGAUGACCCACCCACAAAGAGGGCCCGGACCGCUGUGAAACCAACCCCUGCCAAGCCAACCAGGAGCAGCACCCGUACCAAUGCCCCUGGUCCGUCCAUCCCCUUGACUAGAUCGAAGGCAAAGCGCGGGGGUAAACGCAAAUAG
This is a messenger RNA of Laccaria bicolor S238N-H82, 2391 nucleotides long. RefSeq lists its product as uncharacterized. The transcript is spliced from 3 exons. NCBI's taxonomy places the organism in Eukaryota, Fungi, Basidiomycota, Agaricomycetes, Agaricales, Hydnangiaceae. The coding region runs from base 1 to 2391 and encodes 796 amino acids. The record is from RefSeq and is a predicted model, not a curated record.